AAAUAGAUAAACCAAUAUAAAGUUUGUAAACGUUUUCUUCAUUUUCUUACUUCCUUUUCCUAUAGCAUUAGCGAAUUUGGAUUCUCUCUACUAUAAGUAGACGUGCUAAACAAAUAUCAACAAAUUAAAGACGACGUGGAGUAAUUUACUGAGGAAGAUGGGAGGGAAAGAAAUGGCCUUAUUACUGAUGCUCUUCUUCAACCUUCUACGUCUGCCAGCAGAAGGAUCCCUAGUUUCAGCUCUUCUGCAGGAACACGUCAAGGGGGAUGAAGUAAAUGAAAGAAUGCCAACCGGAAAAGAAGACGGACGCUACAGUUUUUUGUUGGUCAAUCGGCUAGCUUCUGCCGGUGCUCGUGCUAGUGGCAGCCGCGGUCGUAGUUCCGGUGGAGGUAGCAGUGCGAGAGGAUCAUCUGCUGCAACUGCAAGUGGUGGUAGCAGCUCCACAGCAGCUGGAACCACGGCGGCAAUAAUUCCAUUAUAUGCAGCGGCGGGGGUUGCAGCUGCCAGCAAUCGGAAUGGCAACCGUCAAAUCUCAGCUGCUACUAACAAUAAAAACUACUGCGGACUUGCAGCUUUCGGGGCUGCAAUCUCGGCCUCUCUUGUUUUACAUUUACAUGGUGUCAGGAUGUGAAAAUCUGAUCGAGUCAGCAAAGCAGCAGGAGAUAUGAAUGCAAAAAAUGUAAAAUGACCAAUUAAUAACGGUGAUGUACGCACACUUUUGUUUAAGAGUUUUGCUUCAUACCCUAUCGAACAAAAUGCAAUAGUUGAAGAUAA
This is a messenger RNA of Nelumbo nucifera (sacred lotus), 774 nucleotides long. RefSeq lists its product as uncharacterized. NCBI's taxonomy places the organism in Eukaryota, Viridiplantae, Streptophyta, Magnoliopsida, Proteales, Nelumbonaceae. The record is from RefSeq and is a predicted model, not a curated record.